Messenger RNA from Aspergillus saccharolyticus JOP 1030-1, 1990 nucleotides. RefSeq lists its product as uncharacterized. The transcript has 2 exons. The record is from RefSeq and is a predicted model, not a curated record. Lineage: Eukaryota; Fungi; Ascomycota; Eurotiomycetes; Eurotiales; Aspergillaceae. The coding region runs from base 487 to 1899 and encodes 470 amino acids.
UCUUUCUCACACUCUGUGGUGGUUGUUCCUUGUUUGGGCUGGGCCCGUCUGUUCUUCUUCCCCUCCCCGGAGCUUAACUUACCGACCGAAAGUAACUACGACUACAUCCGCCCUCUGCCACACUGCGCUACACCUCCGCUACACUCUUCUUCACUCUACAACUCAACCGCCCGAUUAGCCGCCGACGAUUCCUCGAUUCUAGCUCAUCUGCGCGCUCUCUUCUGUUCGAUACCGUCCCCCAUUUAUCCAUACAUACGGCAAACACCAUUUGAAGUUGAUUGUUUCUCCGGCUAGUUGAGCUGUGAGACAUUGGGUGGCACAAUCUUCGGACCGUAUAUAUACACACUGCCUGUGUGAGACAGCACCCGAGAGCGCGUCUGUCAAGCUUAAGAUUGGAUCAGUCUCAAGGCAAUUCCUGUCGUUGAACAUUUUGCCAAGGAGUCGCACUUGCGUCGACUAUUCACCGGGUCACCACUCGUUAUCAUUAUGUCCACCGCGGUUGCGCCUGUCCAGGCUGCUCCGCUUACUUCACCGCGCAUGACCCGUGAUGUGAGUCCGAAGAACUGCCCAACAUUGGCACCUGCGACCUCGAAUCAUCAGAAUAGCACAACGCCGCCUCGAUUGUCUGGUCCGUCACGGGAUGGGUCUACUAAAAGCUCACCUGUAGGAAGGAAACCGACUUCCCCAUCGUCUCAAAACGGAACUACUUCUUCUAAAGUCAUAGUGAAGAAGGAACCACCAUCAUCGCCUGCAAUGCAGUCCCACACUCGACCCCGUCCUCGACGACUAGAUCUCUCCACUAGUCUGCCUAACUCGGGAGGUCUGUCCGCUCGGGCCCCCGGCGGUCCGAUGACUGCCCGAGAUGGCCUCAACAUGCAGAAUGUCGGAAUUGCUUGCUUGUCCCCGGGUUUCCAAACCCACGAUCCAGUCAUGAGAGAACAACUUCAACGGAGCUUGUCGGUUCGUGAUCAGCAGAGAUCUAUAAUCGAGUCGCGACUGCAGAAAUCGGCGAAGGACGAUGGGCCAGAGGGUAUGAAGCCGUCAGAUUCGUUCGGACUCCCUAAGACCGCUGCCUCGAAGCGGAGACCACCGGGGCUGUCCAUUGUACCUCCAUCUGCAGCCCAAUUCGCAAAUGAGCGUGUUAUUCAGUCCGCACCUCUGAACCAGACAUUCACCGGUCGACAUGAGCCACAACCUUUGACCCGUCACAUUGUCAAUCAGAGUCCUACGCUAGGGUCAACCUCUCAUAUUCACCAUGUCCCUGCGACCCAAACGAAUAAUCGCCUUCCGCCCCUCUCGGAUGUUUUCGGAUCAGAUGCUCUGGGCAGUCGUGAUAGGGACAUCAAUCGGGGCCCUUUCUACCCUGGCGCGUCCGGCGCCAGCUCAUCUCAGUCAAACAACUUACCGCCCAUCCCAUCUCCAAGAAUGUCCCGUGAUUCCGCUCAUGUCCCCAAGCGGCCAAGAGAGUACCGCUCUGCUGAAGAGGCUGUUCAAGAGAUGUCGGGCGGCCGAGAGGAGCUUCUGCCUCGCAUUGUGCACUACGGCGGCCACCAACCACCAACCCCACCGUCUCCGCGCAUUGCCAAUGGACCUCCCAAGUCUGGCGCACCUCAUUCUAAUGCCACGCCUUCGACAACCGUGCACUCGCAGCCAGCUCUGUAUCCUUCGGACAGAUCGGCGCGUCGCCGUUCUCGAAAUGAAUACGAGCAUGAACAUGGAAGCCCCCCACUCGGCCAUGGCCCCGAGCAACACUAUCGCUCGAAUCCAGCUCUGACAUCUGGCGCAAGUACCAGCCGUGGUCCAUUUGGUGCUGGCAGAGACUCGCCCGAAACCCAGAGGAAAAAGAAAGAAGAAUUUCUCAGUCUCUGUGCCCGCGCAUGGGAUUUAUUCCAUUCUUAGAGGCCGUAAUAUCGCUUCUGCAUCAAAUCAGCUACAGGGCCACGCCGUGAGGCAUCACUCUAUGUGCGCAGCAUGUUUACUCUUCAGUCCA